Molecule: messenger RNA, 366 nt
Organism: Striga asiatica
Lineage: Eukaryota; Viridiplantae; Streptophyta; Magnoliopsida; Lamiales; Orobanchaceae
Source: the annotation of a GenBank genome assembly
AUGGCGAGUCAUUGGAUUAAUUAUGUGUUGGCAGCAGUAUUGGUGGCAAUGGCGGUGGCUGUAGUGGCCGAGGAAAACGUGAAUAUGCAAUGCAUGAGAGAGUGCUACUUCGACUGCACACAAAUAAAGAUUUUCAGUGAGAGCGAAUGCAAGAAAGAAUGCGUGCUUGGAUGCGCGAGGUACUUCGUGAGAAAAGCCGCCGAGGAAGAUGAUGAUAAUAACAAGAUAGCUCAGCCAGAGUUACAAUUCAGCAUUCACUCACUCGCUUUACAUAAUUACAAAAUAGAAAGGCAAAAUUGGAUAAACCUAAUUGAUGGCUUAUUCUUCCCUGCUGCGCCGUGGCGGAGGAUUUGCCGGAUUUUCUAA